AUGAGUAGUUCUAGUGCACUUUUCAGCGUACGAAGAGCCGCAUGGCUAUUUUCUUUGAUUCGCGCAAUUCAUGGCAGUCCGCUGACGUACAUGGUUUCGCAAGAAACGAAACGAGAAGAAGCGGAUACCGUAACUUUUCUGUGCAUAUCUGUGCUCCUAGUACUGUUGGGAGGUGUCUUUGCAGGGCUUACGCUGGGGUUGAUGGGACAGGACGAGGUGUAUUUGAAGGUAAUAAGCUCAUCGGGGUCUCCUGGCGAACAGAAAAGUGCAUUAAGAGUGUUGAAACUUAUAUCCAAAGGCAAGCAUUGGGUGCUCGUCACUCUACUACUCUCAAACGUUAUCACUAACGAAACGCUUCCCAUCGUUUUGGACCGGUGUUUGGGUGGUGGCUGGCAAGCAGUGGUGUCUAGCACCGUGCUCAUCGUUGUAUUUGGUGAAAUUAUUCCCCAAUCCGUGUGUGUUCGGUACGGCCUUGAAAUUGGUGCCUUUUUCUGCCCAUUCGUCGAACUGCUCAUGUACUUGAUGUACCCCAUAGCUUAUCCAAUUGCUUUGCUUUUGGACUGGAUUUUGGGUGAGGACCAUGGAACUAUGUACAAGAAGUCGGGGCUUAAGACACUGGUCACAUUGCAUAGGACUAUGGGGGUGGAAAGACUUACAAAAGACGAGGUUAUCAUCAUUUCUGCUGUUUUGGACUUGAAAGAGAAAAAAGUGCGGGAAAUUAUGACACCUUUGGUCAACGUGUUCACUAUGAGCGCUGACGCUAUUCUUGACGAGAAAACGGUUGGCGAAAUCUUCAAUUCUGGGUUCUCACGUAUUCCAAUUCAUUUGCCUGGCGAGAAAAACAACUUCAUAGGUAUGCUAUUGGUACGAGUGCUCAUAUCUUAUGAUCCAGAUGACUGUUUGCCCGUGUCACAUUUCCCUCUAGCCACACUUCCGGAAACAUCUCCUAAUACCUCUUGUCUCAACAUCUUGAAUUAUUUCCAGGAGGGGAAGUCGCAUAUGUGCAUUGUUUCAAAAGAACCAGGAAGCUCUUCUGGUGCUCUUGGUGUGCUGACACUCGAAGAUGUUAUCGAGGAAUUAAUAGGAGAAGAAAUUGUCGAUGAAUCCGACGUUUUUGUCGAUAUACAUCAACGAAUCAUGCGUGACCAACCGGGUCCACUCGCUAAGCGACAUGUCACAUCUUACUUGCAUUCUUUAUACAAGACCUCACAGAAAAACCCGGCCGAUCACUCUAGUGAAGAUAGACCCCUAUUAGAGGGACCUCGUGAUACUACACAGACACCCUGCCAACACACAACUGUUCUGCCGUUCAACCUUGCAUCCAAUCCUAUCGAGACUCAUAACCCACACGUCAAGGUAAAAAAACUCCCUGAAAAUGUAGAGCCUUUGGCCGAGCAUCGCAGUUAUGGCGGGACAGGGACCUCACCUCGCGAUCAGACCGUUAGUGAUCAGCAAAUUCUUCAAAACGACUCAGUGGGCAAAGAGAACGCAUUGGUACAGGACCAUCUGGAUGCCUCAAAAAAGGCUAUCCAGUACACGCUCAAUACAGGUGAAAACAGUCAGGUCACAACCUCAAGGCAGCUGUCCCCUGAAGCUGGCUCUGACAAUAUGACACAACUGAUCGACGCCGUAGAUGGGUCACACUCAGGUUCCGACCUGGACCAAAAGGAACAUACAGACACCCAAAUGAUAUCUUCGUCGUAUCGUCCCAGCAUCAACGGUAUUGUAGAGAGCGUGGUAACUGUGAAGGGGGUUCCUAAGACCAUCAUCGCUCCUGCGAGAGGUUGGGAUGAAUGUGAAGGAGUCGUGAUCGACGAGACCGGCAACGUACAUGAGAAUGGUGAUGGAGAGAGUAAUCGCACCAACGAUCUCGAAGCCUUAGAGCACCCUUCACCCAGCAGACCCCAAAAGAGUCGCAGAGGGAGCUUAUUCAGUUUAUUCCGUGCCUCCAGCGUCGGAGGCAGUGGUUCCAGCAUCCGAGGGAGGUCAACUCACACUUCAGGAUCUUCUGAAAAAAUCGGGCAAAUGAUAGCAGAGGACAAUAACUCUUGCUCCCCACGCAAUACAAAUUGA
Messenger RNA from Lachancea lanzarotensis, 2073 nucleotides. RefSeq names its product LALA0S12e00870g1_1 (gene MAM3). Lineage: Eukaryota; Fungi; Ascomycota; Saccharomycetes; Saccharomycetales; Saccharomycetaceae. Bases 1 to 2073 code for a protein of 690 amino acids. The transcript has a single exon. Gene Ontology annotation, biological process: magnesium ion homeostasis. The record is from RefSeq and is a predicted model, not a curated record. Gene Ontology annotation, cellular component: intracellular membrane-bounded organelle.